AUGGCUAUUCGCGAGGAUCUUGUAUCCUCUGCAACCCAAUUUCUCCAGGACCCAAGUGUCGCGUCAUCCUCCGUUGAGAACCGCAUCUCGUUCCUUCGAAGCAAGAACCUCACCCAAGAAGAAAUCGACGUUGCGCUGGCACGAACAGGUGGUAGCGCACCUCCAGCUCCCAACGCGCCUUAUCCCAGCGCUCCCGCCGGCCCUCCUCCUAGCCAACAAUACUAUCCCCCCUAUCCACAGCAUGCCUGGCAACCGCCGCCACCUCCUCCCCGUAGGGACUGGAGAGACUGGUUCAUCAUGGCCACAGUAGUUGGAGGCGUGUCUUAUGGCCUCUACGAGUUGGGCAAGCGCUACGUAUAUCCAAUGGUCGCGCCUCCAACACCGGAGAAAUUGGAACAAGAUAAGAAAUCGAUUGAGGACCAAUUUGACCGAGCUUUCACGCUUGUUGAGCAACUUGCGAAGGAUACGGAGAGCCUGAAGAAUGCCGAAAAGGAGCGAACCGAAAAGCUAGACGCAGCGAUCGCGGACCUCGAGACAGUCAUGACCGAUCUCAAGGCUGCGAAUCGUCGUCGGGAGGACGAUGCGACCCGAAUUCGUGACGAGGUUCAGUCCCUCAAGGACGCGAUCCCUAAGGCUCUCGAGAACCAAAAGGGUCUGACUGAUAACCGGCUGAAGGAGAUUAACACUGAGCUCACCAGUCUUAAGACAUUGGUAUCUCAGCGCAUGACCACCCCCAGCAGCACCACCGGUUCUUCAACCAUGAACAACUACAUGCGAGGCACAGCCGGAACUGUCGGUGCCAGUGGAAUCUCUAGCGCAGCUACUCCUGCUGCCUCUACCUCGACCCCUGCUGCGAAGACCAACGGAGAGAAGGCCACAGUUGAAUCGGCCGCUACCACUCCUGCUGCAGAGGUCCCCAAGCCUACAUUCCCCUCUGCUCCUCAACUUAACCGUUCAUCCUCCCCUCUUGCCAACAUGACCGGCAAGAAGUCUAUUCCUGCUUGGCAGAUGGCCAUGGCCAACCAGAAUGAUACAUCGUCGACUCAGGUCAAGGCCGACGAGUCAAAGGCUGGCGCUAGCUCCAGCUCUUAA
This is a messenger RNA of Fusarium redolens, 1092 nucleotides long. RefSeq names its product peroxisomal membrane anchor protein conserved region-domain-containing protein. The record is from RefSeq and is a predicted model, not a curated record. Gene Ontology annotation, cellular component: peroxisomal membrane; peroxisomal importomer complex. Gene Ontology annotation, molecular function: signaling receptor binding. Bases 1 to 1092 code for a protein of 363 amino acids. The transcript is spliced from 4 exons. Gene Ontology annotation, biological process: protein import into peroxisome matrix, docking. NCBI's taxonomy places the organism in Eukaryota, Fungi, Ascomycota, Sordariomycetes, Hypocreales, Nectriaceae.